CAAUAUUUGCACAAGUCACCUUGAAACUAUCGGUAGAGAGUUGCGUUUUACGAUUCAAUCUUUUCAUUUUAUAACCCUCUAGCUUCCGGCGAAACUAGAAUAAAAUGAUUCAACAAAUCAUUAUAAUUGGUUUCCUUUUCUCAUCGAGUUUAAACCUUGGAUUUGCUCUCAACUGCAGUUUUUGCUCGACCCUUAUAAGCUGGGAAAUUUGUGACCAGAGCAGUGAUUUUUGGACCUGCUCGGACUUUUUGGUGCUUCAAGGGCAUGAAUUCCUAUCGGGUUUGAAUCCCACAUUGCCUUUGAAUAGAACGGCCGCCUACGCCGGUGGGUACAAAUGCUACACGGUGGAGGUGUUGUUUGGCGAAGAAAAGCACCAGCGAGGACAUGCACGUGGAUGCACCUUUGCGGAGGUGGAUUUCUGUUCCGGCUGGAGCAGCAGAACCGAAAUUGUCAACUGUACCACUUGUCUCAGUGAGGACCCGAAUUCGUGCGAUGACGCUUCCAGUCUGAAGGAUGCGAUGUGGAUUAAGUUGAUUAUGGUUUUGGUUUUAGCUUUUAAAACGUGGUAGGAUAGCUAAACAAAGUGAUAAAAUAAAUGUGUUCUAUAAUGACCUUAAAUGUGAGACACUGAGGUUGAAAAUGCGUAUCUGCAAAGAUUACAAAGGGUGGAAUUAAAUGGAAGAAUUCUAACAAGUCUAAAAGCAA
Molecule: messenger RNA, 705 nt
Organism: Armigeres subalbatus
Lineage: Eukaryota; Metazoa; Arthropoda; Insecta; Diptera; Culicidae
Exons: 2
Coding region: 105-569 (154 amino acids)
Source: RefSeq, a predicted model, not a curated record